AGGGUAGCCACGACAUCGGUGGGAAGCUUCCGCUUUCGGGGCUGCGCGAGGAGCUGUCAGUCAGGGAACAGCCCCAUCCCAGGGUGAUGUCAGCGGAUCAGCUGCUCUAUAACAAAGCGGGGAGAAGCGGAGCGUGCGAGUGGCCCAGACCCUUGGGCACAGCGUGGUCUAAGGGGAGACUGCGUGAACCGGGCGGCUCUCUUCGGGCUGGGGGAGGCGGGAGCGUGGCUGGCUCCCGGCGCACCUAGCCACGCCAAGGCGCCGCAGCCAAGCAAGUGGCUGCUUUGCGAUCGGCGAGCUGAGCCAUGGAUAGCGACGAGGAGACGCUGGAAGAGACCAUCGAGGGAACACUUGAUGAUGAUGAUAUGCCCCAUGGGUUUUGUAUAGUCACAUAUUCUUCCACAGACAGAUUUGAAGGGAACUUUGUGCAUGGAGAAAAGAAUGGUCAUGGAAAGUUCUUCUUCUUUGAUGGAAGCACGCUAGAAGGCUUUUAUGUUGAUGAUGGUCUGCAAGGCCAGGGAAUAUAUACCUAUGAGGAUGGAGGGGCACUUCAUGGCACUUACAUUGAUGGUGAACUGAAUGGGCCAGCCCAGGAAUAUGAUGCUGAUGGGCGAUUAAUAUUCAAAGGACAGUACAAAGAUAAUAUUCGGCAUGGAUUUUGUUGGAUUUACUAUCCGGAUGGUGGGUAUCUGGUUGGAGAAGUUAAUGAAGAAGGAGAGAUGACUGGAGAGAAGUUAGCCUAUGUAUACCCUGAUGGGAAGAUGGCAUAUUAUGGGCACUUUAUAGAUGGUGAAAUGAUAGAAGCAAAACUGGCAAACAUUAUACUGGCAGAGGAAAAAAAACUACAAUUUGAUAUACUACCAGGCAGCCCAGUUUACAGUUUUGAUAAAUCUACUUCAUCCUGCAUUUCUGCAAAUCCACUUCUUCCUGACCCUUAUGAAUCAGAGAGGGUGUAUGUAGAGGCAUCUCUUAUUUCCAAUGCUGGAGAAGGUUUAUUUACUAAAAUAGCUGCUGAAGCUGGCACAGUUCUAUCAUUUUACAAUGGCGUACGACUUACACAUCAAGAGGUAGACAGCAGGGACUGGUCUUUGAAUGGAAAUACGAUAUCCCUUGAUGAUGAAACAGUCAUAGAUGUUCCAGAACCCUACAGCCGUGUAACCAAAUACUGUGCCUCUUUGGGGCACAAGGCAAACCACUCAUUCACCCCAAAUUCUGUUUAUGACUCGUUUGUUCACCCUCGCUUUGGACUGAUUAAAUGUAUUCGCACAAUUCGAGCGGUGGAGAAGGAUGAAGAACUAACAGUGGCUUAUGGAUAUGAUCAUGGUUCCACUGGACAAAAUGGGCCAGAAGCACCAGAAUGGUAUCUGGCAGAACUAAAAGCCUUCCAGGCUUCCCUGAAAAAAUGAAAUGCAAGCAGUUUCCCUGUUCAGAAAAUUGAAUCUAUGCACUAUCUUUAAAACUGGAAUUAGAACAGCCAAUGGUUGAUCAGGCUGUUGUUCUUCAACACUUUAUCCUAUAUUAGAAAGAGUGGGAGAUUUUUUUGUUUUUGUUCAUUGCAGACUAAUAUAGUUUAGCCAUUACCUUAAAAUAAUCUUUACAUUUUAACUAAUAUUGCAAAAUGAUUUGUUUAAUAUGCUACACAAGGUAGUGUGAUUUUUUUUUUUUUGGCAACUACUCUGUAUCAGCAGCUGUCAAAAUAUAGAAGGAGAGCCUUUUUAAAACCAAGGUUUUAUCCAUAUUGUGGUUUCACUGAUACUGUGCAACUACAUUUUGUAUUUGUCAUAUCGUGAUGAUAAUAGAACUGUGCUAGCGUUAGCAUUCUAGAAAAACAGUAUAGUUUCUAUUCUUAAAGCUUUUCAGAAUACUGCUUUAGGGUGUUUUCUGUUUUGGUGCACAAGAGACCUCUCUUUACAUUAUCAUCUUCUUAGAUAAAGACAGCACAAAAGUUUAAACUACAGUGUUACUAGUCAGUUUUUAUGGCUCUGGGGAUAAAAAAAAAUGUGUCUGAAAGACCAGAGUUGCUUUAACUUUAAUCAUGAUAAUCACAUUUGAAUGACUUUAGUUGUGCAUAUGUGCAUUUGCUGUUGACUGUUUUUGGCUUUUUACACAAAUGCUGGAGAGCAUAAUUGCAGUCUGUGUAAAAGAAAUGAAUCAAGGAUAUACCAAGAAAUUCCGUGUGUGCUAAAUUUCUACCUUUUCCUACCUUUAAAUGGUGACUUGCAGGAUUAUGAGAGCUACCAAUAUUUAUCAAAGGCAGAUUUCUGAAGAGUCAGGAUAGUAACCAGAGGAAUCCUAUACCGCAACCUUUUAAAAAAAUUUGCAGAGUAAUUCAUAGGGUUACAGGGGAAACUCAGAAUUUCUACUCUGAAGCAAAUUAUAUUUACGAUUGUCAAACAGAUUUAUGGGAAUUAUGAAAGCACAUUUUACUAAUUCUAACAAAUAUUUAGUAAAACAAUAUCAUUACAAAAAAGUAAACUUUCAGGGGUCUGGUAGCCAGUUACUGGCAUUUUUUAAAUAGAUUUUCAAAUAAGUGCAAUACAUAUUUGCAGAAACUUUGUUCUGUAAUGAUUGUAAUAGUAGAAGUGUGUAUUUGCAAUGUGCCUAUUUAUUUAAAAACAAACACCAUUGAAUUCAGUGGGACCUUCUUCAAAUGUAGAGGAUUUCAUUGCUAGUUCUUAUGUAGAAAAAGGACUCUGCAUAUGAUCCUUAUCAGCAGGCUGAGGAUCAAGUUGAAGAGAAUUUUCUUCAAGUUUUGGAUUGGCUUUUCAAUAUAGUAAAAUGUAUAGAUGAGAAAUCAGCUACGCUUUGACUCUGAAACAGGGGUAUCCACAGGAAGCAUGUGUGUCAACAAAGUCAAGAUGGUGGCUGCAACCAAGUGAUUGAAGCUCUCCCUGGUUUUGAUGUGUGAUACACAUAAAAAAGCAGCAGUGCUUCAGUUAUGUACUGUAGUCAUGGCCACCAUUUUGACUUUUCUAACCUACCUGAUACUCCUGCUCUGAAAUGACACAAUGCGCCUUAUCCACAAACAUUUAAUUAUACCUAUUACUGUAGGGUCAUGAUACCAAUACCUAUUGAUCUAUUAUUUAGGUCUAUUGAAAUUACUCAGUAGCCAAUAAUGUCCUUUCUGGAAUUGCCUAUUUUCAGUUUUAUGAUGAAGUAUUUAGAUGAGUAUCUGACAUGAUAAUGAAUAAUAAUAAUGUCUUACUGUUUUUCUUUCUAGUAGUAGACAAAUAUAUCAAUAUAUGCUGCCAACUUCAGGUAAAAACUCCAGCAGAUUCUAGACUCUCCAUGCUGAUAGGCUAUUUAUUUUCUCUGGAAUCAGUUAUCAUUUUUUGUUCAGCUGCCUUUCAGAGACUGGCAGUUUUUUUUUAUAAUGAACAGUAUUAAUACUCAUCUUUUUAAUAAAGAAGUUUCUUAC
This is a messenger RNA of Candoia aspera, 3418 nucleotides long. It is a transcript of the gene SETD7, whose product is annotated as SET domain containing 7, histone lysine methyltransferase. Gene Ontology annotation, biological process: peptidyl-lysine monomethylation; regulation of DNA-templated transcription; heterochromatin organization. Bases 306 to 1406 code for a protein of 366 amino acids. NCBI's taxonomy places the organism in Eukaryota, Metazoa, Chordata, Lepidosauria, Squamata, Candoiidae. The transcript is spliced from 8 exons. The record is from RefSeq and is a predicted model, not a curated record. Gene Ontology annotation, molecular function: histone H3K4 monomethyltransferase activity; chromatin binding; protein binding. Gene Ontology annotation, cellular component: chromosome; nucleus.